AUGGCCGAAGAAGUGUUACUGUUUGGCACUUGGGAAAGCGCCUUUAGUCGCAGAGUAGAGAUGGCUCUGAAACUCAAAGGAGUCGACUACAAAUACAUCGAAGAAGAUACAGCCAACAAGAGUCCUUCCCUUCUCAAAUACAACCCCGUUCACAAGAAGAUUCCCAUGCUUGUACACAAUGGAAAGCCUCUCGCCGAGUCCCAAGUUAUUCUCGAAUACGUUGAUGAGACAUGGCAAGGCCAUCUUUGCGUGCCUGCGGUGUUCAAGGCUACGAGUUGUGAAGAGAAAGAGCGCAAGAAGGCUGUGGAAGAAGCAUGUGAACUUUUUGAGUUUCUAGAAAAUGAGCUAAAGGAAAAGAGGUUUUUUGGGGGAGAGAGUAUUGGAAUGGUAGACAUUGUUGCUAGCUUCAUAGGCCUUUGGCUUGAUGCUUUUGAAGAAGCUUGGGGGUCAGAGUUUUUGACAACAAAGAAAUUUCCCAAACUUAGCAGCUGGAGUCAUGAGUUCGUGAGCAACACUGUAAUCAAGGAAAGUCUACCUCCAAGAGACAAACUGGUUACCUAUUUUCAAAAUCGCCUUGAGAGCGCUAAUGCUUCCAAACAGAUGAAUUUGUAG
Molecule: messenger RNA, 612 nt
Organism: Alnus glutinosa
Lineage: Eukaryota; Viridiplantae; Streptophyta; Magnoliopsida; Fagales; Betulaceae
Product: probable glutathione S-transferase
Exons: 2
Coding region: 1-612 (203 amino acids)
Biological process (GO): glutathione metabolic process
Cellular component (GO): cytoplasm
Molecular function (GO): glutathione transferase activity
Source: RefSeq, a predicted model, not a curated record